CAUGUUUCUAUUAAAAAAACCUUAUCUUGAAGAAUUGAAAAAGGAACAGAGUAAAUUGUCUGUUUUACUUAAUAACAUUCAUAUUGGGAUCACACAAAAAAUAUCAAAUAAUUACACACGUGCAUGAACAUGCUUACUAGUUAGGUUAUCGUUGUACAUAAAUGUAAUAAAAUACAUUUUAAUCAUUAUUAAGUUUAUAAUUAUCUUUCUGAUUAUUUCAAAAAAAACACUGAUGUUUGUUUUAAUUUAAACCGCUUUGAAAAUAGCAAUAUAUAUGAUACAAUUAGAACUCGCUAAUUGCAUUUAUAUCAUAUGUCUACAAAAAAAAGAUAGAUUUUGUUUAUUAGAAAGACAUUUUGUAACACGACUAAUGUCUGCGUAUUUUGUCAUGUUUGUUAUUUUAUACAAUGUGGAUAAACUGACUUUUUCUCAUAUUUAUGUGAACAACUCGGAUUUUUUGUAUUCAAUUGAAAAAGGAGACUUGCAAUUGGCGAGGUUUGAAUGUAUUUGACUUCGUCACAUGGCAGCUCGCAUAUCUGUCAAGUCAGAAACGUAAACAAACACGGACAACCGCCCGUAAAGAUUGUGUGCAGAAUAAUCGUUAAAUUUUAUGUGAAAACUCGGGAAAAGGAAAAACAUCAUUUCAUCCCGAAAUUUGGCAACAUUCGUCCGAGUAUGAUCGAGCAGCUGUGUGUGUGUAUGCCGACGAAAUACGACGCCGUUUCUACAACAAUCACUAAAGCCGGCUGUGAUCGUGAUCGGCACAUUCUCAACUGGACCAACACACCGGUCGUUGUGUAUCUUCAAGCAAACCAACGUUGCCAUACACCACAAAAUAGCAUGGAAAGGAAAGUAUUAUAAAGUAAUGUCAUAUUUGAAAGCAUUCUAAUCUUUCAUUGUUAUUUUUCCACUGCAAACAGGACAUUGGAUCACCGCAUCGACAAGUGGUUUUUAUGUGCAAGUGUUGUUAAGAAGUGUGUUGUACGAUGUAUUACGUGUUUUACUUUAUUUGUAUCGCUUUGCAAGUGGUACAAUUAGUGCGUUUAAUAGUUGUAAUACAGCUAACAUAAGAUUUACCCGAGCAUUAGAAGCGGCAACAAUACAUGUGCCUGAGGCAGAGACAACAACGCCGUCGGCAUCCGUUGAUACCAUCCAAAGUGAUGGUUGAAAUCGUAUUUAAACGUGUAAAACCAUGUAUUGGGGCAUGUAAGUAUUGAAUAAUAGCUAAAUAAAAUACAUUUUAUCGUUGUACUGGACAAUGUGCAUCGAAAUUUUAAAAAAGUGUGUGUGUUUUUGUUUACAUCCGAAUACAGAACCCACAACGCUAUACUGUGGUUCGAGCACUCGCUAAGUAACGCUUGAGCUUUGAGCUUUCAUUGAGCUUACAUAGAAUGUUACACGCUACCUGCUCAUAACACUGCUAUCGAGCAGUGUUAUGAGCAGGUAGCGAGCAGUAACGCCUCCAUACAAAAAUCGCGAAACGUAACGCUCCAAUGCUAUUUGGGAAGUGUACCUUUCACUCUUCUCUCAGUAAACGUGGAAGAGCAGCUUAAGCUAGUUGAAGAAGAGAAACGUUUAAGAGAACGCGUAAUAAAAGAGAAGCGAGAGCUGAAACGCCGCGAGAAUGCAGAGUUAGCUCGCCAACUAGAGGAAAAUAGAAAGUUCCCAAGCGGCAUCGCUGAGAGAGAAUUGAGCUUUUCCCGUUGUUUCCCCCCCUGACAUACCCACGAACGGUGUGUUUGUUUCUACGCGAUGCGUUAUUCUCUGUUGUUGUUGUUGCUUUUAACACUGUUACCACAAGAGCUUGAAGCAAGAAGCGUUUCACACCAUCACCGUCUCACCCAGACUUUGGUGUUGUGAUGCGUUUAUUUGUACCCCCGCCCCUAUGUUCUUCUUACCCGUACCGCGCACCCCAUACAUUCUGACUUAGAAUUAAAAGCAAAGCGAAAUGGUCUAACUGAAUUUGGAAAAGAUGAGUGAUGGAUAUUUCAUUACGAUUCAGAUCACAUAUUUUAUAACAAAAUUAACAGAAACUUGUACUAAAAUUUGAUGGAAAAAUUAAAGGU
Messenger RNA from Anopheles coluzzii, 2066 nucleotides. RefSeq lists its product as uncharacterized. The record is from RefSeq and is a predicted model, not a curated record. Lineage: Eukaryota; Metazoa; Arthropoda; Insecta; Diptera; Culicidae. The transcript has 3 exons. Bases 502 to 861 code for a protein of 119 amino acids.